Molecule: messenger RNA, 5048 nt
Organism: Bufo bufo (common toad)
Lineage: Eukaryota; Metazoa; Chordata; Amphibia; Anura; Bufonidae
Gene: EML4
Product: EMAP like 4
Exons: 24
Coding region: 190-3171 (993 amino acids)
Biological process (GO): microtubule cytoskeleton organization
Cellular component (GO): mitotic spindle
Molecular function (GO): microtubule binding
Source: RefSeq, a predicted model, not a curated record
UGCCUUCUGCAGCCUUUUCUUUGUGCCAAUACAGAAGUGCUUUGUGGUAGGCCAUCUGGGCCGGGAGGAUUUCCUCACAAUUCAAAGUAUGACGUCUGUCGCCGUGCGCUGGGAUUUACCGUGAAGCUCUGGAGGUUGCGAGGAAACGUUGACGAAUUCGACUUUGGGACGUGUGAACUAGGUGCCGGGAUGGAAGCCAGCCUGCCUGACCUCACGCCUGCAGGGCUUUCCUCCACCCUUGGGAACCUGAGCAAUGAUGACAGCAUUUCUGCGGCAAGUACCUCCGACGUGCAGGAUCGCCUCUCUGCCCUGGAACUGAGAGUUCAGCAGCAGGAGGAUGAAAUCACGGUGCUGAAGGCCGCCCUGGCCGAUGUGCUCAGACGUCUGGCAAUUUCUGAGGAUCAAGUGGCAACUGUCCGAAAAGCACCUCCAAGUAAAGGUCCACCCACGCUUCGUGAAGCCCAUUCUAUACCUUGUAUCACCAAUGGAGGUGCUGGAACCAGAAAACCAACUCACACUGGAUCGAUUGCUAGAAAAGAUACACUGGCGUCAGCUGCCAAAAGCGGCACAGAGAAAAAGAAAGAGAAAGCUCCAGGCGUCAAAGAGGAAUCAAAUGAUCAAAAUCCAUCUCCUUCUCUCCAACCUUCCCCACAGCCUACUCAAACACACAGGCCAAAUCAGGAAAGCCGAACCCCCACAUCCGCCAAAAGUAUAAAACGAAGUUCCACCGCAGACAGAUCACACAGCACAUGGGACAGCUCUGAUCACAGUCAGAAAAGACUCGUAAAGGCGGCUUCCACGUCAAAAUUAACUUCAAAGACUAGCAAAGCUUCAGACAAGCAAAAAGAUAUUGUCGUCAGCCCAGCAAAAAUGUCGACAAGAGAAAAAAACAGCCAAGAAGGAGAAUACAUUAAGAUGUUUAUGCGAGGCCGACCAAUCACAAUGUUCAUUCCUUCGGACGUGGAGAACUAUGAAGACAUCAGAACAGAACUGCCACCAGAGAAGUUAAAACUGGAGUGGGUAUACGGUUAUCGUGGUCGAGAUUGUCGCGCUAAUGUUUACCUCCUCCCGACUGGAGAAAUUGUAUAUUUCAUCGCCUCUGUUGUAGUACUGUUCAACUAUGAUGAAAGAACACAGCGGCAUUAUCUCGGUCACACAGAUUGUGUUAAAUGCAUCGCUCUCCAUCCAGACAAAAUCCGAAUCGCCACAGGACAGAUUGCAGGAGUGGACAAGGAUGGAAGGCCUCUGCAACCUCACGUGAGAGUCUGGGACUCUGUCAGUCUAUCCACGUUGCAAGUCAUCGGCCUUGGGACCUUCGAGCGUGGCGUCGGAUGCCUGGCUUUCUCAAAAGCGGACUCUGGGGUACAUUUGGCUGUAAUCGAUGACUCUAAUGAACAUAUGCUAACUGUAUGGGACUGGCAAAAGAAGUCAAAAGUAGCAGAAAUAAAGACUACUAAUGAGGUGGUCCUCGCCGUAGAAUUCCAUCCGACCGACGCCAACACGAUAGUCACCUGCGGCAAAUCUCACAUCUUCUUCUGGACCUGGAGUGGAAACUCUCUGGCGAGAAAACAGGGAAUUUUUGGGAAAUACGAGAAACCAAAGUUUGUGCAGUGCUUAGCCUUCCUACCCAACGGAGAUGUACUUGCUGGAGACUCCGGUGGAGUCAUGUUAAUAUGGAGCAAAACUCCAGUCGAAUCAACAGCCGGUAAAGGAGUAAAAGGCGUCUACCAAAUUAGCAAGCAGAUCAAAGCCCAUGAUGGAAGCGUGUUCACACUGUGCCAGAUGAGGAACGGAAUGAUGCUCACAGGAGGCGGGAAGGACCGGAAAGUCAUUCUGUGGGAUCAUAACCUGAACCCGGAGAGGGAGAUUGAGGUUCCAGAUCAGUAUGGCCUCAUCCGAGCUGUAGCAGAGGGCAAAAGUGACCAGUUUCUAGUUGGCACAUCGAGGAACUUUGUUCUGCGAGGCACCUUUAACGAUGGCUUCCAGGUGGAAGUUCAGGGUCACACAGAUGAACUCUGGGGACUGGCAACGCACCCCUUCAAAGAUCUUCUCUUAACAUGUGCUCAGGACAAGCAGGUCUGUCUAUGGAAUAAUGUAGACCACACGCUGGAAUGGACCAGACUUCUAGAUGAACCUGGACACUGUGCAGACUUCCAUCCAAGUGGAAUAGUUGUAGCUAUUGGAACACAUUCUGGGAGAUGGUUUGUCCUAGAUGCAGAGACAAGAGAUCUGGUUUCAAUACACACAGAUGGGAAUGAGCAGCUCUCAGUGAUGCGAUACUCACUUGAUGGAUCUCUCCUUGCCGUGGGUUCACACGAUAACUUCAUUUAUCUCUACAAUGUCUCAGAGAAUGGAAGAAAGUAUAGCAGAUACGGAAAGUGCGGUGGACAUUCCAGUUACAUUACUCACCUUGACUGGUCCCCAGAUAACAAAUACAUAAUGUCAAACUCAGGAGACUAUGAAAUAUUAUACUGGGACAUUCCAAGUGGUUGUAAAUUAAUCCAGUAUCGUUCAGACUGUAAAGACAUUGACUGGGCAACGUACACUUGUGUGCUAGGAUUUCAUGUCUUUGGCGUGUGGCCAGAAGGCUCAGACGGCACGGAUAUUAACGCCUUAGUACGAUCUCACAACAGAAAGGUUAUUGCUCUCGCUGAUGACUUCUGUAAGGUCCAUCUAUUUCAGUAUCCGUGCUCCAAACCAAAGGCUCCAAGUCACAAGUACAGUGCUCACAGCAGUCACGUAACCAACGUAAGCUUUACCCACAGUGAUAGCCACCUCAUUUCUACAGGUGGGAAGGACAUGAGUAUCAUGCAGUGGAGACUGAUAGAGAAGGUGUCACUGCCUCAAAAUGACAAUCUAGUUGAAAUCAAUGCAGCCCCCACGCCAACUCUAACCGAGAAAGUUAUGCAGGAAAUUUCCCCUACCUCCGAACCACCACCCGCCAAUGAGGAAGUCACAGCACCAGUAGAGUCCCCUGUACCGAUGAUCGAAGAUGCUGGAGAAGAAGAUACGAUAGACGCGGCGGAGUGUCCAAACGAGGUGCAGAGUGAAGUGAGCAGCCAAGAACCUGUGGAGGAAAAUGGCCAAGAGGCCUCUAGUGAAAUAAAUGAGGAGUCAACCCAUUCUCCGACCCUAGCUGAAACCCAGGGAGAAGAUUCACCGGUGUCUUAACAGCGUCCUUUAUCAGUCCGUAUCUUUUUUUUUUUCUCUUUUCUUUGUUUUUGUACCUGGUGUGUGAGCUUUCGUUAUGGGAAGAGGGUUUAACUAGCGAGGAGAAUAUUUGGCUGGAAUACGACACCAUACUUGUGUGAUGUAGGCUUCGGGAGACUGUUCACGAGCUCCAGAACAAGCCAAAGCUGGAAGAUGGAUGAGAAAACAACAAUGUAGAUGACACUUAAGAACCAAUGUCACCGAGUGGUUUGUUGUACUUUUUUAUUUUUAUUUUUUUUCGUACGGUCAAACUGGGUCAAUAAAGGUUAAAAAUCUUGAAUAGAAAAAGCAAACAGUGAUUUUACAGAAGACAUAUUUACAGAUGAGACAGAAGCAUUUACUAGGUGCAUGAAAGGCCAAAGGAUGAUCCGCACUGGGUUAUUUUUCAGGUGAAUAUAAUAUCGCAACCUGCGCUCGACUUUCAGAGCAGCUUUGGUCAACAUUAUGCAAUUUUCAUACAGUUUUAGAUAACGUUUGCUAUACAAAGUUUGCCCUAAGUGCUGCUACCUACUUUUGAGGACUGUUUUUACUGCCUAACAGCUAUAUUUAGCAGCCUAUUUAAUAUGAUCUUGCUUUAUCCUGCCCAGGCAAUCUUUUUUAAAAUGUUUGAGUUUUUUUUUUUUUUUUUUUUUUUUUUCCGAUACUAAUUCACAUAUUGCAUGUCUAUUCGCAAAGGUGAACAGAUAACAUUUUGUUUGGGAGGGUGGGGGGAACAAGGUGUGAUUGCAGUAGGAUUAUGAAUUAAUCACCCGUUAAUUAAAUCAAGAUUCACGGUCACUGAUAAUGGUGCUUGGCAUUCAUAAACUUUUUUUUUUAUAUAUAUAUAUAAGAAUCGUAAUGAAAAUUCCGUUUCAAAUUAGUUUAUUGUAGUUUUUUUUUUGUUUUUGUUUUUUUUUUGCAAAUAAAUGCAUUUGUCAUACAGCCAAAUCCCUUUAGGGGAAAUGAAAAAAAAAUGCAUUUUUGCGAAUAUUUUUGAAAGAACCAUAAGACUGUUUUAUGUAACUUUUUUGUUCAUAUUUUAGUUUUUUUUGUUUUUAUGCACAAGUCUUAAGUGUGCAAGAGUUUACAUCAUUGCGCCAUUCCAAAGUGCAUCCAAAACGUCAUUCCCUUCCAGUAUCUUCUCAGGAGAAUUGCUACAGAAAAGGUGAAGAGAACAGGGGCCGCCCAAAGGACAUUGCAUACACAACCAUAUCUACAGUAAAGUUAUAUGGCAAAAUGUUUAUGUAUGUGUCUCUAGAUUAUAUUUGUCUAUCUUCGUAUAUGUAUGUGCAUAUGGAAGUAUAUACACGUACAUUUAUCUAAAGAUUUAUUCGGAUGUAUUCUCUUGUUUACAGUGGUCCUUAAAAAAUUUAAAAAUAAUUCCUCAGUCUUGAGGAAAUAAAAAAAGUCAUACCAAACAAGAUGCGUAUUUAUUAUGUGAUGGUUACUUUUUUUUUUAAGAUCUAGGCGUGACUUUAAAACAUUAAAAUUUGCAAUUUGUUUUCAAAAAUUUCAAAUGAAUGUUCUGAUAAAUACGCAGUUGUUUGGAUGGGGGGGGGUCAACUCUUGCUGUUACUACAAAAGAGGGGAAAAAAAACAAGGCAUAUGAAAUUGCAGAUAUGUAAAAAGCCUUCUCAUGUAUGUAAUGGCGACUAAUGUUUAUUGAAAAAAAAAUAGAUAUGUGAUUUAUGGAUGAAAAGCGUUUUAACUAUGUAACUAGAUGUUUCGGGUUCAAAAAUUGUGAAUCAAAUCUGAAUCAGAGUGUUUCAUGUGAAGAUGUUUGAGCCAUUUCUAUCUCAUGCAUUCCUGUCUCAUUGACAGUAUUUUUUUUGACAUUUAAAAGCAAAAUAAAAUCAUAC